Messenger RNA from Rhododendron vialii, 1367 nucleotides. Its product is annotated as WAT1-related protein At1g43650-like. Gene Ontology annotation, molecular function: transmembrane transporter activity. Gene Ontology annotation, cellular component: plasma membrane. The transcript has 7 exons. The coding region runs from base 92 to 1147 and encodes 351 amino acids. NCBI's taxonomy places the organism in Eukaryota, Viridiplantae, Streptophyta, Magnoliopsida, Ericales, Ericaceae. The record is from RefSeq and is a predicted model, not a curated record.
UCAUGUUAGGGAUGUGGAGGUUCUUCCCUUUGAUCCGGAAGGCCAGAGGUUACAUACAUAUAUACAUAGAUAUAUAGUGCAAAUUAAGAAGAUGAAGAACAGUUCAAUGGGAUGUGUGAGGAUGAUGGUGGAAACCAACAAGCCUUACCUUGGAAUGGUUUUAAUCCAGUUGAUUUACGCAGGAAUGGCGUUGUUAUCCAAACUGGCAGUUACCAAGGGAAUGAACCCUUAUGUCUUUGUUGUUUAUCGCCAAGCUCUCGCUACUCUUGCCUUAUCUCCAUUUGCUUUCUUCCUCGAACGCGAACUACCAGCUAAACUGUCUUGCAAAUUACUCUUCAAGAUCUUCUUGGUUUCUUCCGGGAUUACUGUGAGCUUGAAUACCUACUAUAUUGCCCUAAAUUAUGUGACAGCAACGUUACUUGUGGCCAGCUCUAACGUCAUUCCUGCCCUUACCUUUCUCUUCGCUGUUCUCCUCAGGAUCGAAAGGGUAAAAAUGAGCGAAAGGCACGGACGGGCAAAGGUGAUUGGUUCUGCAGUGGCGCUUGGUGGGGCUAUAGUGUACAUGUAUGUUAAGGGACCUCCUAUGUUUUCAGCUACCCAUACCCAAAUUUCAAACCCGAAUGCAAAGAGUGAUUCCAUUAAAGGUUGUCUCAUAAUGCUCGGAUCAAACAUAUCAUUUGCCUUGUACCUUGUUGCGCAGGAUCCUAUUGUCAAGGAAUAUCCGGCACUAUUAAGGCUCACAAAUCUACAGUGCUUCUUUACCAGUAUACAAUCAUCAAUUUGGGCGGUGGCCAUGGAGAGAAGACCAUCAUCAUGGAACCUUGGUUGGGGUCUCAACCUUAUUACUGUUGCAUAUUGUGCUGUAGUUGUCACUGCCGUAACUUACUGGCUGAGAAUUUGGGUUGUGGAGAAAAAAGGGCCAGUUUUCGUAGCUGCAUUUACUCCAAUGGCACUCCUCUUUACAGCCAUCUUCUCAGCAAUUAUGUGGGAGGAGACUUUCCACUGGGGAAGUGCCGGUGGAGCUGUACUGUUAGUGGGCGGUCUUUACGCCGUCUUGUGGGGAAAGCACGUAGAAGGAAAAUCAGAACUAAAAUCAGAAUCAGAAGAUACCGAAGACGAAAGCAAAUCCAAAGAAGAAACUGCCUAGCACUGCGUAUGCAUUGAAACAUCAAUCCAAAUUAAAACAAGGAAAGUGUUGAUCGUUUGCUUUUAUUUGGACAUAUAUAACCAUGUGUUUGUGUUUGUGGACAUGCCAAACUUCAACAUUGUUACGGACAAAAUUAGUUUUUGCCGUAUUUGUUACUCCACGGCAGAACUCAUCUAUUGUCAUUCAUAAGUCUCAAUGAUUACAGUAUAUUUCAACUUAA